AUGAUGGAGCGCGACGAAUCGGCCAAAGUUGUGCAACACGACGAAGAACGCGUUCCCUCCGACGUAGUUCCCAAUCCGGAUACGCGAGUCGAUCAAGGCGCCGACGAGAAAGCAGUGCGUCAUUCAAGAGACAGCGAUACAGAUGAACACCCAAGACCACGGUCCAAGGAUGAAGAGAGCGGGAUCACAGCCAUGGGUGACGGUGGCGUCAACGAGAAGGAAUUCGAAGUCACUUGGGAUGGCGACGACGACCCCAUGAACCCUAGGAGUAUGGCCUUUGCCCGCAAGUGGAUCAUUGUCGUAAUUGUUUCUGCAAGCUCUCUAUGCGUUACCUGCACCUCUGCGCUUUACACAUCAACCUAUGCGCAAUUGGAACCAGAGUUCCACUGCUCGAGGAUAGUCGCUACCCUGGGACUGUCCUUGUUUGUCAUUGGGCUAGGAGUGGGGCCUAUGGUCAUGUCACCACUUUCAGAAGACAGAUGGAGAGCUCGAGAGUUAACCAAGUUAAAGNUUCUAUGGAAGAAGACCCAUCUACAUUGCCUCGUACGCUUUCUUCUUGAUCUGGCUGAUCCCGUGCGCUGUGGCACAAAACAUCCAAACUAUGUUGAUCGCACGUUUCUUCGACGGACUUGCUGGCAGUGCGNNUUUCUUAGUGUAGCAGGAGGAACUGUAGGAGAUCUGUUCCCUAAAGCCCAGCUUUCUCUACCAAUGGGUGGAAUGCUGGCAGCCAUCAUCUUCCUAGUGCCCGAAACAUAUCAUCCAGUCCUUUUGCGCCAAAAGGCCAUCAAGCUCAGGAAAGAUACGGGUAAUCCGGCCUGGCGAGCACCAAUCGAAAACAUGAACAAAUCGGUGUUUCGGACCGUCGCAUGGAGCUGUGUCAGACCAUUUCAGCUCCUGUUCCUUGAAGCGAUGUGCCUGAGCCUGUGUAUCCUCUCGGCCAUCCUUCUGGGCAUCCUCUANCUUAAUAACCACGGUUUUGUAUUGUGGCAGACCGGACUUACGUUUAUAGGUAUCUUUGUCGGUAUGGUCACAGGCGUCAGCUGCGAUCCGAUUUGGAAGAAAAACUAUCGCCGUCUGGUCACCAAGAAUGGAGGCGUUUCUGAGCCCGAGUUUCGUCUGCCUCCAACUAUUCUAAACAUCUUUGUCUUCAGUGGUGUCUUUACUUUUCUCGUAGAAUGUUAUCCUUUGUAUGCUGCGAGCGCGCUGGCAGCCAACAGUUUUGCACGCUCAAGCUUCGCGGCAGCAUUCCCUCUCUUUGGUCAGUCGGCGUCGUCAUUACUGGCCUUUUUAGCCCUUGCCAUGGCACCGUUUCGUGAGUUUUUCUGGCAGACACCCUGUACCAUGGAUGGAGAGUGCUGA
Molecule: messenger RNA, 1359 nt
Organism: Aureobasidium uvarum
Lineage: Eukaryota; Fungi; Ascomycota; Dothideomycetes; Dothideales; Saccotheciaceae
Source: the annotation of a GenBank genome assembly